This is a messenger RNA of Vicia faba (fava bean), 468 nucleotides long. NCBI's taxonomy places the organism in Eukaryota, Viridiplantae, Streptophyta, Magnoliopsida, Fabales, Fabaceae. The record is from the annotation of a GenBank genome assembly.
AUGUGGAAAUCGUUGUUUGGUAUUUUGAUAACUAGUGAUGAUGAUGACAAAAACGAAUUUCCUAAGAUAUCAAACACAAAUGUUCAUGACCUCUUUUAUUGGAGAACUCACUCUAAUGAAUUGUUAAAAGCUCCCCGGGCUGAUAACAAUUAUGAGAACAUUACAACUGACCAUAUGAAACAUCUCCCUUACAUAUUGAAUUUGGUUGUAUCUCAUAUCUUACGUCCAAAGAAUAAUGGACAUUCAAGGGUUGACCAAAUGGAGUUCCACACUAUUUACAUACUUCUUCAUAAAAUUAAGAUCAAUUGGAAAAAUUACUUUGUCACUCGUAUGUUCGCCAUAAAGAAAGUUAACAAAGGCUCUUUCUUCUACUAUGCUUACAUGAUUGCCAAGAUUCCCAAAUCCUUCAACAUUGAAGUUCCAACUCUUCUUUUCAUCUAUCCGGGAACAUCUCAACAAUUCAAUUAA